AUGCCAAGCCCAAAUACAAACGUCGGCCCCUUUUGGCUUGCCUUAUAUGUAAUCUUAAUAUCAGUCAUACCCAAUUUCGUUCUCUGUUUAGAUGACGAUCCCCAAAUUGUAGAGGCCGGUCAUGGCUGUAGUCUGAUUAGUACUACAAAUCUCACCGCUUUGACUGAAAACCGCAAAAACGUCUUCUCUUUGCUUGCCAAAAACAUGUCAUCGACAGGCUUCGCUGUGGCUUCAUCAGGGAAUGGCACAGAUAAGGUAUAUGGGCUUGCCCAAUGCAGAAACGACUUGUCAAUGGAGGACUGUACUCAGUGCUAUACAGCGGCCACAGAACAGAUUGUGAAAUACUGUCCCAUCGAGAUUGGGGUACGUAUGAUUUUCGACGGUUGCUUUUUGCGUUAUGAGAACGAGACUUUCUUUGAUCAGGCUGUCGAUGGCGGCAAUUCCAAUGUGUGUCUCUCGGACGCCUCCGGAUCAAGCCCUACCCUUUUCAAUGAAACUGCGCUGAGGUUGCUUGCGGACGUCAAAUCAAAGGCGCUCAAAAAGGAGGGUUUUGCUACUGAUGAAAUUAGUGCCAAGGGAUUACCAACGACCAUUUAUGGACUAGCAAUGUGCAGGCGGACACUUUCCACCAAUAGCUGCGACGUUUGUCUCCAGCACGCUUCAAAGCUUGUACAACGGUGCUUUUCACGGCAGGAUGGAAGGGCUCUCGACGCCGGCUGUUAUUUGCGAACACUUUACGAAAUAUGUACAGAAAAGUCCCCGGCCGCAGCCAGCGUGAAGAAGCAGGGAAUACUUAGCAAUGGCCGUGAAGUUGCAAUGAAGAAGCUUUUCGUAAAACAGUCGACGAGGGCGUCGGACGAAUUUGUUACGGAAGUGAAGCUGAUCAGCGCUGUUCGUCACCGAAAUCUUGUUCGUUUGCUUGGGUGUUGCACACGAGGACUAGAGAAGCUACUGGUCUAUGAAUUCAUGCCGAAUAUGAGCCUUGACAAACAUCUCUUCGCAAAUAAAGCGAAACUGCUAAGCUGGAAAAAGCGGUUUGAGAUCAUUAUGGGGACAGCGCAUGAGCUUGCAUAUUUGAACGAAGAAUCCCGGUCUCGAAUCCUGCACAGGGAUAUCAAAGCUGCCAACAUACUUCUGGAUAACGAGUUUCAGGCCAAAAUUGCAGAUUUUGGACUGGCGAGGCUGUUUCCAGAGGACAUGACACAUCUUGCCACAAGAGUCGGUGGUACAGUGUAA
Molecule: messenger RNA, 1236 nt
Organism: Cryptomeria japonica (Japanese cedar)
Lineage: Eukaryota; Viridiplantae; Streptophyta; Pinopsida; Cupressales; Cupressaceae
Product: cysteine-rich receptor-like protein kinase 3
Exons: 4
Coding region: 1-1236 (411 amino acids)
Biological process (GO): protein phosphorylation
Molecular function (GO): ATP binding; protein kinase activity
Source: RefSeq, a predicted model, not a curated record